This is a messenger RNA of Perca flavescens (yellow perch), 1273 nucleotides long. It is a transcript of the gene hbae4, whose product is annotated as hemoglobin alpha embryonic-4. The record is from RefSeq and is a predicted model, not a curated record. The coding region runs from base 222 to 647 and encodes 141 amino acids. Gene Ontology annotation, cellular component: hemoglobin complex; haptoglobin-hemoglobin complex; blood microparticle. Gene Ontology annotation, biological process: hydrogen peroxide catabolic process; oxygen transport. The transcript has 3 exons. Lineage: Eukaryota; Metazoa; Chordata; Actinopteri; Perciformes; Percidae. Gene Ontology annotation, molecular function: oxygen carrier activity; organic acid binding; heme binding.
GGGAAACAACACGGCCUUGGACGCCUUCAGCUUCACACGUCGUCAUCUUCACACAGAAGUAGCCUCAUUUUUUACUUUUACUCGCCUUUUCCGCGUUUUGGUUAACGGCGUUAUUAAUGUGGUGUUAAGAUGGUUUUAGGCUUUAAGAUGCUGUAAAGUCAUCUCACACUCUGGAUAUUCGACUACAAAGAAUUCUCUAACGUCCAGUUCGAGAGGCUGCGAUGCUCUCAGCGAGGGAGAAAGAGCUCAUUGCAGAGAUAUGGGAUAGACUGACUCCUGUGGCAGAAGAUAUUGGAGCAGAGGCGCUUCUUAGGAUGUUUGCUACUGAACCAGGUUCCAAGACAUACUUUUCCCAUCUUGACAUCAGCCCAAGCUCUGCUCACCUGCGCUCUCACGGAAAGAAGAUUGUUCUGGCCAUUGCAGAGGGAGCCAAAGACAUCAGCCAGCUGGCCGUCACCCUGGGUCCUCUGCAAACCCUGCACGCUUACCAACUCCGGAUAGACCCCACCAACUUCAAGUUCUUCUCACACUGUAUGCUCGUCACCCUGGCAGCUCACAUGCGCAACGACUUCACACCAGUUGCACACGCAGCAAUGGACAAGUACCUGUCGGCUUUCGCAGCCGUGCUCGCCGAGAAAUUCAGAUGAGAACCAAAGUAUUUGAACCAAUUAGGAUGUCAUACAAUGUGAGGUAUUUAUUUAUGAAUGUGUAGUUGUUAUAAUGCAAUAUUUUGUAAUAAUAAAAAUGUGAAACUAACAAUUUUCCUGUUGUGUUGUACCAUAUAAUGUCCAUAUAAAGGACCAACCACGGGCCAAACCUAUGUUUUUGCAUGUGUUAUCCCAUUUAUUACAAAUGAUGUAAUGAUGCCCAUUUUCAAAACACAACACGCAUUAUUAGAUUGCAAUGCUGUGUGUAAUUCAACUCAAAGACAUUUGAAAUCCCUGCAAGUUGAUUUGUAUACUAUACUAUCUUAAAUGGAAAAAAAAAAAAAAUGACAACUUGAAACACAGGGAAUCUGAUCUGAUAUUUAUAAUUGUAAUUUGGGUGUCCUUAAUACAACAAUGAUGAACUAAUACGUACAUAACUUUGUAUGUUUACUGGAAGUGAAUGUGUACCUUAGGUGUAGGGCAGUGUUUUAGAAAAUUAUUUUUGAGAAAUAACGCCGGAUGUUUGACCAUUUUUGUCUUUAAAAUUGUAACAAUUUUUGAAAGUCUAAAUAAAGCAGCAGUAAUUUGUAUAAACUUGAAACAAUAUGAAAGCUGCGAUGCAAGAA